GGGCAGUUGCCUCUGCCAUUCGAUUGUCUUUCGCACAAGUUGCAUGUUCUCCUCAGCUUGCCCCAAACGGAACGCAACUAAACGCAUUAUUAUGUUCCCCAAUACCCUUUGAAUUUAUAUUUGUGCACAUUUUAAAUAACUCCAGUACCUCACAGAUACAAAAGCGGUCAUUGUGUACUUGUGUCGAAUUUUUUUUUUUAUCUGCGAUUGAGUGCGGUUCGUUGCGUUUAUGCAAAUAUCGUUUAUUAUUACAGCUAAUCAGUUGUAUACUGUUCCCUAAAGCGAAUGAGUUCCAUGAAACCGCUCAGUACGAGUAUAGUUCUGUUUCAAUUUGGAUUUCGGCAACUCCAAACCAGGCAAAGGCGUGUCAGGCAUGUGUGUGCUCGUGUGCGUUAUUACGGUUAUUUUCCUUUCCUUUUGCUUUCCCUCUACCAAUAAAAAGAUCGAGCUGAGGCCAAAUCAGGAUAAGACACGUGUUUCCAAUCACCUGCCAACGCUACUACCGCCACCGCGAGCCUGACACCAAGGCUGACAUAGGAGCAUACCCAGAGGGCAGCAGGCCAAGAGAAGAUAACCAGCUGGAGGAAACUGUAAGAUGGGCAAGAAAAACUCGAAAUUGAAGCAGGACACCAUCGAUCGCUUGACAACGGACACAUACUUCACCGAAAAGGAAAUUCGUCAAUGGCACAAAGGUUUUUUGAAAGACUGUCCGAACGGUUUGCUGACCGAACAAGGCUUCAUCAAAAUCUAUAAGCAGUUUUUCCCCGAUGGAGACCCCAGUAAAUUUGCUUCUUUGGUAUUUCGGGUAUUCGAUGAGAAUAACGAUGGGGCCAUCGAGUUUGAGGAGUUCAUACGGGCCUUGUCCAUAACAUCACGCGGAAAUUUAGAUGAGAAGCUGCAUUGGGCCUUCCGUCUCUAUGAUGUUGACAACGAUGGUUACAUAACGCGCGAGGAGAUGUACAAUAUUGUGGAUGCCAUCUACCAGAUGGUCGGCCAGCAGCCGCAGACGGAGGACGAGAACACGCCACAGAAGCGGGUGGACAAGAUCUUCGAUCAGAUGGACAAGAACCAUGACGACCGCCUUACUCUCGAAGAGUUCCGAGAGGGAAGUAAAGCUGAUCCACGUAUAGUCCAGGCGUUAAGUUUAGGUGGUGAUUAACCGCAAGAAAUUUAGUUGCCUUGAGAUUUUUUGGGGUGGUCCAGAGUAAGAGUGGAAGCUGAGGCGGAAUCGCAGUGGGGAGCAGUGGAAGGAGCUGAUUCCAAGGAUCAAUGAUUUGAGACAACGAACCCCACGCAAUCCCUCAGAUCCACAGCAAAAACUACAGCAAUGUGUUUGGACCUUGAUUGGAGUCGAUUGAGAAUACUCACACACCCUCAUAUUUUUUACCAAUUUUCCUUCUCCCCUCGCACACACGCACACACAUAAACCCGCCCACCCACACAGUCACUCGAGAAAGAUCCAGAAGAAAUAUUAAAAAAUCUCGACUUUCAACUUAUAGAAUAUGAAUAUUAAUUAACAUGAGAAAGGAUAUAUGAAUAUGUAUAGUAUGGAUAAAUAUUGCAGUCAUCAAAAACCAGAAACUGUUAAGAAAAAACAAAAUUUUAAAAUUUACCAAGGAAAAAACUAGAAACAAAAGAACACCAAUUUAUGUCAAAUGAAACGCUUUUUAAAAAAAUAAUUGAUAUUAAAUACAUAUACAUACGUAAAAAUAAAUAGCGGUUGAGAGCGAGUUCACCCUUCUAUAGAUAAAUAUGUGUGUAUAAAAAUAUGCUCUUAAUCUUAUCCAAGUCAUUUUUAUUGAAAUGCUUGCCAAAAAAAUUCGAAUAACAAAGAAAAAUUCUUCAAAUUGAUUUAGUAAUUUAUCGCAUAAGUAUCGAAAACCAACCGAUGGCUAUCUAAUCGUUAAGAUGGAUCGUAAUUUGAAAAUAAUUAUGAAUCAAAGCGAGAGAGAGAACUCUUUUGACGACAGCUAUUUCUGAUUUACAUGCAAUCAAUACACGCUUCUCAAUAUAUUUAUUAUAUGCUUAUACAUAGUUCUAAAAAUACAAAUACAUACAUAGGCAUAUACUCGACUAUAUGUAACUCAUAUGCUACUGGCCUAGACGCAAUGCAUAUACUCUAAUAUAUGUAUCUCACAUGCUACUGGUCUAGACGCUUGCUCUUUCUCUUGCUCCAGUUUCUUAUAUUUUAUUAUUUUUGUUGUGUUUUCCACAUUUUUGUGGCGCCAGAGCUCAGCAUAGCUAGCUACUAACUGUUGAUAAUCGAAAGUGUUGAUAAUCAAAAAUAAAUACCCACACGCAUACCUAAUUACUCUCUUUUAAACCAAGUACACAAGCUAUAUUAAGAUCUAGAUCAUAUACAUAUAAAAGAUAUUGGAAUAGUCGUACUUUUGCUUCUGCAUGCGGUAUGCCAUAUCUUAAGUGGGUGUGGUUCUGCGUCUGCUCACCAUUCCAGCUUCAUCCAGCUUCCUUUCCACCAUUGCAUCUCAUAUAUGAUCAUUACUAGGUCAGCCACAGCCCCCCACCCCAUAACCAGGGUAGAAACAAAAAUUUUAACAAGAGUAGCUCUCCAUACGUAUUCCCGCAUGCCUAAAAAGAUAAACAAUAUAAACAAUAAACUAAACUAUCGUCUGAAUCAUCGACACUCUAACUGUGUCUUUUUAUAUAUCGCUCCAUUUUUUUAUUUUUGGUCAUUAUUCCAUCUACCGUUGGAGUUAAUUCUGCUUCCCCUUCUGCCUUAAGAUGGGGCCCCUAAUCGCCAUGCUAAAAUAAUUUAUAUUUUAUAUGUGGUUCAGCUCUAGAUCGUAAUAAAAACCACAAAUGUAAAAAAAAUGUACUUUGAUUAAUACUGCAACUUCCCCUAAAUUUAUUAAAUUCUUAUUAUUUCCCUCCUAAAAUUUUCUAUCUAACUAUAGUAUCAUCAGCAUUUAUCUAUGUAAUACUAUUGGCUUGUAGGAAUCUGAUUAAAUUGGAUAAAAACUUCAGAUUUUUUUGUGGAAAUACCAUGACUUUUCUUUGCCAACGAGGUUUCAAAUUUGAACAGUCACUAGACAAUGUCAUCGCAUCUCUAAUUCCGAAUCUGAUUCUGAUGUUUGUUAGUCUACCAGAAUACUUUUGGUUUGCCUGAACCACAGAACUUAUGCACCUAGAUUAGUUGUUAUACAUAAAUAUGUAUAUCAAGAUAAAAACCAAUUUAAUUUACUUAAUACGAGUUUAUGGAAAGAUAUCUUUAUAAAUAUGUAUAUCAAUAUUAACACACAUGCAAACAAACAAAUAUUUAUAACUAUAUACACAAAAACAUAUAUACAUAUAUAUUAGGGUUGCGCUUCUUUACAAAAGUGUAAUAUUCAAAGGUUUCAGGGUCUAAUAAGGUUUCUUUUCGGAUAAAACAAUAAAUUAAACAUUUUUAGUCCGAUUCGAUAACGUCUAGAUGUGCCGACUUGCGAUCAAAGUUUAAAAAUAAAAUAUUUGGCCGAUAGCUAUGGCAGCUAUACUAUA
Molecule: messenger RNA, 3498 nt
Organism: Drosophila pseudoobscura
Lineage: Eukaryota; Metazoa; Arthropoda; Insecta; Diptera; Drosophilidae
Product: frequenin-1-like
Exons: 9
Coding region: 596-1159 (187 amino acids)
Molecular function (GO): calcium sensitive guanylate cyclase activator activity; calcium ion binding
Source: RefSeq, a predicted model, not a curated record